Messenger RNA from Acanthosepion pharaonis, 3741 nucleotides. The record is from the annotation of a GenBank genome assembly. NCBI's taxonomy places the organism in Eukaryota, Metazoa, Mollusca, Cephalopoda, Sepiida, Sepiidae.
AUGUUUUAUUUUUCUCUCUUCCAUUAUCUAUCUAUCUAUCUAUCUAUCUAUCUAUCUAUCUAUCUAUCUAUCUAUCUAUCUAUUUACUGUUCAUAUUCAUCUAUCUAUCUAUCUAUCUAUCUAUCUAUCUAUCUAUCUAUCUAUCUAUCUUGUCACUCCUGGAAAAAGCAGCCUUUAUCUCUUUGUGAAUGUUAUUUCGAACGGCAUUUCGAUGAGCUGCAAAUGUUCAGGCUCUGCCCAGUGCUUUACUUUAGACACGUGCGCAGGCACACACGUGAUAUGAACGUGCGCUCAAGUUUGUUGACAGUGAGAUAUUCACAUGCUUAUCUAUCUAUCUAUCUAUCUAUCUAUCUAUCUAUCUAUCUAUCUGUAUAUCUAUCUGUUCAUAUCUAUCUUUCUAUUCAUAUCUAUCUAUCUAUCUAUCUAUCUAUCUAUCUAUCUAUCUAUCUAUCUAUUUAUCUGUUCAUAUCUAUCUAUCUAUCUAUCUAUCUAUCUAUCUAUCUAUCUCAGUUUGUUCAUAUCUAUCUAUCUAUCUAUCUAUCUAUCUAUCUAUCUAUCUAUCUAUGUCAGUCUGUUUAUAUCUAUCUAUCUAUCUAUCUAUUUGUAUAUACAUAUCUAUCAAAGUCUGUUUACAUCUAUCUAUCUAUCUAUCUAUCUAUCUAUCUAUGUCAGUCUGUUUAUAUCUAUCUAUCUAUCUAUUUGUAUAUACAUAUCUAUCAAAGUCUGUUUACAUCUAUCUAUCUAUCUAUCUAUCUAUCUAUCUAUCUAUGUCAGUCUGUUUAUAUCUAUCUAUCUAUCUAUCUAUCUAUUUGUAUAUACAUAUCUAUCAAAGUCUGUUUACAUCUAUCUAUCUAUCUAUCUAUCUAUCUAUCUAUGUCAGUCUGUUUAUAUCUAUCUAUCUAUCUAUCUAUCUAUUUGUAUAUACAUAUCUAUCAAAGUCUGUUUAUAUCUAUCUAUCUAUCUAUCUAUCUAUCUAUCUAUCUAUCUAUCUAUCUAUGUCAGUCUGUUUAUAUCUAUCUAUCUAUCUAUCUAUCUAUCUAUCUAUGUCAGUCUGUUUAUAUCUAUCUAUCUAUCUAUCUAUUUGUAUAUACAUAUCUAUCAAAGUCUGUUUACAUCUAUCUAUCUAUCUAUCUAUCUAUCUAUCUAUCUAUCUAUCUAUGUCAGUCUGUUUAUAUCUAUCUAUCUAUCUAUUUGUAUAUACAUAUCUAUCAAAGUCUGUUUACAUCUAUCUAUCUAUCUAUCUAUCUGCUGUCCAUAUCUAUCUAUCUAUCUAUCUAUCUAUCUGCCGGUUCAUAUCUAUCUAUAUGGCUGUCUGUCCAUAUCUAUCUAUCUAUCUAUCUAUCUAUCUAUGUAUUUGCUGAACCAUCCACAAGUAACAGCGCAUUGAUUUUUACUAAACGUAUCUAUCUAUCUAUCUAUCUAUCUAUCUAUCUAUCUAUCUAUCUAUCUAUCUAUCUAUCUCAGUCCUUUCAUUAUCUAUCUAUCUAUCUAUCUAUCUAUCUAUCUAUCUAUCUAUCUCCAGCUGUUUAUAUCUAUCUAUCUAUCUAUCUAUCUAUCUAUCUAUCUAUCUAUCUAUCUAUCUCCAACUGUUUAUAUCUAUCCAUCUACCUAUCUCCGUCAUCUCUAUCUAUCUAUAUCCAUCUGUUCAUAUCCAUCCUGGCAAUACACUUUUGUAAAAACAAUAUUACCAUCUAUCUAUCUAUCUAUCUAUCUAUCUAUCUAUCUAUCUAUCUAUCUAUCUAUCUAUCUAUCUAUCUAUCUAUCUAUCUAGCUGUUCAUAUCUAUCUUUCUAUUCAUAUCUAUCUAUCUAUCUAUCUAUCUAUCUAUCUAUCUAUCUAUCUCCAUAAUUCUAUUCGACACAACUUGUCCCUACACAAUCGAUUCAUGCGUGUCCCAAACGAGGGCUCUGGUAAAAGUUCCUGGUGGGUAAUCAACCCCGAUGCGAAGCCAGGAAAAUCUCCUCGGCGUCGAGCCGGAAGUAUGGAGACAAAAGUAUACGAAAAAAAGAAGAACCGCGCUAAAAAGAAGGCGGAACAGUUACGCGCCCUCGAGCAAGGAGGAAACAGUCCAACGGCCAGUAGCGAUGGUGAUCUGCUUACAGAGUCGCCUGUACCAGGCUUUCAGCUAAGUCCUGAAUUCGACUUCAGACCCCGGGCCAGUUCCAAUGCCAGCAGCUGCGGCCGCCUCUCGCCAAUACAGGCCGUAGUCGAGCCGGACCUUCACGACAACCAGGUCCCGCCCAUGUCGCCAAUCCCCUGGAACCCGGAGAUGGAGACGGAGGUGGGUUCAAUUGACAGCUUCACGGACCAGCUCGUUGAUUCCCUACCCGGGAGCAUGAGCCUGUCCGAUAAGAGCCUCCAACAACAUAUGAUGCAGAGCAGUUCAGUCCACCGAUACACAACUGGAACACCGGGCGCCGCCCAGGCAAGCGCCUACAACCAGUAUAGUGACUAUACCGCUCCUCCACCACCGCCUCCACCGCCCUAUCCGGAGCAUAUGCGCACGAGCCCACAGACCCAGUCCGGCCACCCUAAAUCGGCCCAGUCCCAGACCGGUCAGCAGAACCAGAUGACCACCAUGGAUGCAUUGUCGAUGUCCAAUCAUGACGGCUAUGGUGCGGUCAGCCUGGGUAGUUUGCAGAACGGGCUGGACCUGUACGGCACUUCAGAUUCUCUGCUCAAAUCGAUGGUCACCGCCGACCCUCAAGGUCAGAUUUCUAGCCUGUCCGACGCUGGACAGAUGGUGCAACAAAGUAUUCAACAGCAGCAACAGCAGCAACAGCAGCAGCAGCAACAGCAGCAGCAACAACACAAGCAAAUGCAACAGACACAGUCGCGGCCACCGAUGCAGCUGCAAGACCCUUCUCAAGCUCAAUUGCAUACCAUUGCCACAUCCCGUGCCGGCCAGGGAGGUCACCCUUGUGGCGUGACUGUGGGUGCUGGACACGAGAAAAAGCCAAUCGGUUUAAGUCCCGUGGUAACCGGGUCAGUGGUUUCCCAGCCCGGUAAUCAAAUACUAGCCGGGUACACGCAACCAAUGUCCAAGGUACAGCAGCAACCACCCCAACCACCCACGCAACAGCAAACACAGCAGCAGCAACAACAACAACAGCAGCAACAGCAGCAGCAGCAGCAGCAAGUUCAUCGUUCCCAAUCACAGCCAACCUCGACUCAGUCAAAACUCGCUCAGUCGGGUCUCCUGCCACAACUAAUGCAGUCUGUCCCAAAUAAUUCUAUUUUACGGGCUGCUUUAAUGCAUAACACCCAGCCGUUAAGGACUCAGGGAAACACGGUGAAUAUGCUGCCUUACAAUCAAUACAGUAGAGACAUAUAUGGUAACACCAUAACGUCGUCCUACGGGGACACAAUGGCCGGCCUGGUCAACAAUAUUAACACGUCGUCUACCUCCAUUUCUGACUGUCGUAUGGUGAGCGCGUCCGGGGCAAACCUAAGGAGUACGAACUGUCUGAACGGCAGUAUUCGAAGUAACUUGCCACCUAUGGGACCCCAGUUGGCAGGCCUACAGGCACGGCACCUUCACGGACAGUCAGGAGGAAUGGAACUGAUUGGCCAUCAGGAUUCAGGUAAUUCCAGUUGUCAACAGAGUAAUUUACCAUGCGAUAUUGACUUUGAAAUGCUAUGGAACAGCACGAAUUUGGAAUGUGACGUUGCAGCAGUUAUCCAACACGAGUUAAGCAUGAACGAAAACCUGGAUUUCAAUUUCGACCCUUUGCCAGGAUAA